Lymnaea stagnalis (great pond snail) is the source of this 6093-nucleotide messenger RNA. The record is from the annotation of a GenBank genome assembly. NCBI's taxonomy places the organism in Eukaryota, Metazoa, Mollusca, Gastropoda, Lymnaeidae.
UGUUUGUUUUCCUUUUUGCGGAAGUGCGGUAAUGAAAGUUGGAUUACUCUUCAAUUUGGAAAACUGAACAAUCUCCCGGAUGUCGAGACAUGUUACUUCGUGGACCAAUGAAAUUCGGACAACACAGGCAGCUACACAUGAUUGGUGAGCCGGCAAGACGUCUCAUAACACUUCAUUUGCAAAGAAGAGAGAACAUCAAGUUGACGAGUUUAGAAUUUAUCACCCAGAAUGAAGUAUCAAAUUCUUAUAGUUUUUUCAGUUCUGUUGUCGGCAGUAUUUGCCUCUGAUGAUGUUGUGGUUUUGACAGAUGCUAAUUUUGCCUCCGAAAUUGCAAAGUAUGACGUGGUAUUAGUGAAAUUCUAUGCACCAUGGUAAGAAAAUAAUAGGAAUAAUUAGCCUAUUUGCUUAUUAAUUAUGUUAUUAUUUGUUGAGAUUGAUUGAGAUAUUCAUUUUAUAGGCCUAUGGUUUUUAUAGAAAUUUUAUCAACCAAGUGGUUCAGGAAGAUAAUGCAGUCAUUGGAAUAAAUGAUCAUAAUACAGAUUUGAGAAGGAAAGAUUAAUUUGUAUUGUUGCUAGCAGAUGAAAAAGUGGUUCAUACAAAAAUUAAGAGAUGUUAAUGUUACAAGUAAACUAAAGUUGUAAAUAGUAAAGCUCAUAUUAAAGGGCAGAGAAAAAAUUAUGAAAAAGUAGUUCAGAUUAUGAGAACAUCAUGGAUUUGAUUGGGUUACCUUGUCUUUUAAAAUUUUUCAUCAUAAUUUUCAACAAACCUUAAAAACCAAGUUUUUAUAUUUUUAAAAUUAAAAGGAUGCAUCACUAUCACCAUCUUCUGCCACCUUGUUCCCAUUCAACAUAAAUAUUUAUUUUGAAAAAGAUAAAAUCUAAGAACCACCAUCUUCAUUGCUGUUAAUUCUUGUUUUUAUAAUGAUUAGCAGUUGUUGUAUCAUAUUAUAUUUCAUUCACAGGUGUGGUCAUUGCAAACGUUUGGCUCCGGAAUAUGAAAAAGCAGCCACUAUUCUUAAAAAAUCAGAUCCACCAGUCACCCUUGUCAAGGUUUGUUACCUUUCUAGCUAUCCUUUUAUCACUAUGCAAACUACACAAAGCAAUUUUAAUAUGAGUUUUGAUAUGAGCGUUCACAAAUUACUGAUGUAUAGUGCAGUUUUUAUACAUUUCAUCUUAAUAUUAUGCAUAGAUCUGUAUAUUUGAAAUUGUCACUUGUAGUCUAAAGUUUCAAAUUUUUAAUAAACUGGCAGUAAAGUUGUGGGCACUGUAUCACUUUUUUUUCAUUAUUCUUACUGUCAACAACAGUUUUUCAUAAGCAUAAUAACUUUUUAUGCAGUUCUAAACAGAGCUUUGAUCUUCCACAUCAUUUAAUUUCACAUUCAAGUUAUUCAAGUUAACAGUUAGUGCCUCAAUUGAAAUUAUAGAACAAUAAAAAAGAGCAUAUCUUUAUUUAUAGGUUGAUUGUACCGUAGAGACAAGUGUUUGUUCUAAAUAUGGUGUUAGUGGUUAUCCAACACUAAAGAUCUUCAAAGGAGGAGAGGUAUCUAAAGAUUAUGAGGGACCUAGGGAAUCUGGUAAGUUACUUUCUAAUGAGUUACUUUAUUCUUUAUUAAACACUCUUUAAACUGGUUAUUUAUUAUUGUUUUGUUAUGGAACAAAAUGCCCAUGAUCACAUUUCAAAAUUUUCCUAACAAUCAUAUGCUUGUAAAUUUUUUUAUUUAUAUUUAAAAGUAGCUAUAAUUAGUAUCUAAGGAUAUGUGGAAUGUUUCAGAUGGUAUUGUGAAAACAAUGAACAGAGAGGCUGGACCUGUUUCCAAAAAGUUAGAGACUGUUGAAGAGGCCCGAAACUUCCUAGACAAGGACUCAGUUGGUGUAAUUGGUAAUUAUUAUUUUGGUGGUUUGAUAAAAAAAAAAAUAGGUGACAAUUUUUGUGUGCCAAUUUGCACAUGUCAAUUUUAAAUAUUUUCUAUAUACUAUUAAAAAAACAAUUAAGCUUCUUUAGGUGUCAACCACCUAUUUCUUUAAGAGCCAGAAGCUGAGCCCAAAUCUUUUACAGCAAACUUAUUAACUUGUUAACUUCCCAGGUUUCUUUGAUGCAGAAGAUAGUAAUGAUGCCAAGACUUUCUUAAAGGUUGCAGAUCAACUACCAGACAUUAGAUUUGCACACACUGUUAGUGAUAAAGUCAAAGAAGAGUUAAAACAAUCAAAGUAAGUCAGACAUUUACUGCUUAACACUCUUUUGAUUUAUAAGCCCAACCUUAGUCAGACAAGAGUAAACUUUUAGCUUGACAUUUUUUUAGAAUAAUGAUCAAAUAUAAAUAUCUAUAUCCAUGUUUAUUUUUGUUAUUCCAAUCAAAACCAAAAGUUUAUAUCCCUUUUAUUCUUUUUGAUUUAAACAAAAAAAAAUAUUGCUGAGUCUCGUCCACACAAUUCCAGUUUAAUAGAAUGGAAGUGAUAUUUGAAAGAGAUCCUUAAGCCAAAUGCAGCAGAAUUAUUCUGUAUUGUUAAACACCAAACUAUGAUGGUAAAGUUUUAUAAAAAUUUGAUUGAUGCAGUUGUAUUUAACAUGGAAGAAAUACUAUUUAUCAUCUGAAAUACAUUUUACAUUUUGUUUUCUCAGCGGAGUUGUGUUAUUUAGACCUAAGGUUCUUCAAAGCCGAUUUGAGGAUGCAGAGGUCCGAUUUACUGAGUCUGGCACAGUUAAAUUAAAGGCUUUCUUACAGUCGGAAGCGUAAGUUUUUAUCAUUUGCAUUAGUAUUUCCAAGUCUCAUGGUUAAUAUAAUUUAAAGACCUAGUUUUACAGUGCCUAUUCUAAUCUACUAUUUAAUGUAUGUAUCAUGUUUGAGACAUUUUGAAGUUUAUGUCAAAAUGUUUAUUUUAUUGCAGCUUGGGUCUUUGUGCUGAGCGUACCAUGAGUAAUGCUGCAAAUUUUGGAAAGCCAUUGUUUGUAGCUUACUUCAACGUAGACUAUACUAAAAAUCCAAAGGGAACUAACUAUUGGAGAAACAGGUUUGUGAUAAGGAAGAAUAAUUAGUUGUAUUAUGCAUCAUUUAAAGUUAUUUUUCAGCCCUCUUGAUGCAGGUUAAUUGUUGUGGGAGUAGAAUACAAAGUGAAAAAGUAUGGUGUCUUUCAUUAAAAUGCUAAACUGUUUCAAAGAAGUUUAAAAAAAAUAUUCUUGUGAAAUUUUUUGCAUUUUACAAAAAAAGAUUUUUGGACUUUUCCAUAGGAUUAUGAAAGUUGGAAAGCAGCUACGGGAAGAAGGAAAGACUUUAUACUUUGCCAUCAGCAAUGUGGAUGAAAUGAACAGAGAACUUGAGGAAUGUGGCAUUACUGAAAAUGGUGGAGAUAAACCCGUUGUUUGUGCAUGGGAUAGCCAAAACAAGAAAUAUAAGAUGACUGAAACCUUCAGGUAGUUUUUCAUUAAUUGCAGAGUUAGCUGCUGCUUCUUUAAAAAAAAAUUAUUUUCAUUUGAAACACACUUCAUUAUUACUUCAUAUCACUGCAUUACACUUUGUUUGUUAAUUAAUAACACUUGAAAAUGAAGUGUUGACUCGUAAAAAUCUGGGAAUGGUGAAUGUAGUGAUAUUAAUUAAGUAUUCUUUUAAAAUUAUGACAGAUAAAAAAAAUGAGCCUAUUUUAAAAUCAUGGAUUGAUGUAACAAAAAGUUUAAAAUCCUAUUUCAGUGUUGAGUCUUUUGAACAGUUUAUCAGUGACUUUUUGGCAGGCAAAAUAGAACCCUUCAUUAAAUCUGAACCAGUGCCAGAGUCUAAUGAUGAACCAGUAAAGGUAAAUUUGUCCAUAGCUUUAUCAUUAAGUGGUGUUCAUAAUUGUAACAAAGGUAUUUGGUAUAAUGGCACCAUUGUUUUAGUCCCCUUCUGAUUAACUUGUAUGCUCACAUGCUGAAACAGCAACUUGGCACCCCGCCCCCCCCCUCCUUUUUUUCUUUUUCUUCCCCUUUAUUCUAUCCUUCAAUAUGGUUUUGUGCUAUAAUAUGAUUAUAAUGAAAUUAAAUUUAAAAAUUUUAAACUUGCAUGCUUCAAAAAAAAACAAAAAACCAAUGCUAAAAAAAAGUCAUUCAUGAAUUUUAGCCAUUGGUCAUCAUUGGUAAGUUUGAGGUCUCAUGUCUACCUGAUUAAAACUAAUAAUUGUGAGAGGCAGCUAGGAGACACCUCUUGUCUACCUAAUGUUUUCAUAUUUUUGUGUUUCUUUGUCUUCUUGUUUCACCUCAGUUCACUUCUGUCUUUUUCUAUCUUAAUUUUGCAGGUGGUUGUAGGUAAAAACUUUGAUGAGAUAGUGAAUAAUCCAGAUAAGGAUGUUUUGAUUGAAUUCUAUGCCCCAUGGUGUGGACACUGCAAGAGUUUAGCACCCAAAUAUGAUGAACUAGCUGAAAAGGUAUGCUAUGAUUUUUUAUUAUAUUUUUUAUUUUGCACAUUGUUAAAAUUAAAAAGUAUUCAAUUAAACAAAUGGCUUAUUUGUAACAAUUUGUCAUCUAUUGUUUAGCUGAAAGAUGAAAAUGAUAUCGUUAUUGCCAAGAUGGACGCAACAGCAAAUGAUGUUCCAAAACCAUAUGAUGUUAAAGGGUAUGUUUAAAAAUUCUGUCCGGAAAUUUUCUUCCUCAUAAUUUUUUACAAUUCUGUCUUUUGACCCUUAAUUUUCUCAUCAUUCCAUAUAAAAUGUUUCUUUUAGUGUUAAAAUAUAUAAAAUAUGCACAAAUUGGUAUUUUCAUAUUACAAUAGCCCAAAGACAAUUUUAUAAAAUAAUUCUUUGAUUUUUUAAACAUUUUAAACCCCAUUUUUUGCAGAUUCCCAACCCUUUACUUUGCACCCAAAGGCAGCAAGAAUUCCCCAAAGAAAUAUGAGGUAUUUGUUGUGUGGCGUUUUGUGAAUUUUAUUUUUGUUAAUCAAUUAACAACACAAAAAUAUAUUAUAUUGAUUACUUUUGACUGAGUCUUGGAUAAUGAAAGGUAACUAACUUUUUAAGACAGUAGAGAAGUUGAUUCCUUUAAAAGUGACAUCAAUUUAAUAUCAUAUGUUGUAUUUUUCAGGGUGGUAGAGAAGUUGAUGAAUUCAUCAAGUAUUUAGCUAAAGAAUCCACUGAUGGCCUUCAGGGUUAUAGCAGAGAUGGCAAAAAGAAGAAGAGCAAGAAGGCAGACAAAACCGAUUUGUAAUGUGUUGAUUUAAAGUUGCUCUAUCAUCUGUCAUAUUCCACAUGUAUGUGUAUGCAAGUAGUUUGUUAAAUGCAAGAUAAAGAUAAGAGUGGUUUAUUUUUGUUAAGCUUGGUUACAUGUCGGUGAGCGAAUGUACAAAUAAUUCCACCAUUAUGUUUUUUAGGAACAUUGUCAUUAGGUUCUUUGUAAUGGCGAUAUUUUCUUCCAUGUUGUUACAUAACAGGAGUACUAAAAUUGAUCCAAUCGGACUGUUAAAUGUCUGGCUACGUGAAUACUAAAGUGAUCUUCCAGCAACAGAUUAAUCUUAAUGUCUUCUGUGAGAGAUAUUGUUCUGUUGCUAAACGUUUGUUUAAAGUCUUUUUUCUUUGAAAUGUUGGAGACCUUAAAUUUUGUUUUGAUUUAAGAUAACUUUGUUUGUUGUCAUCCCAAAUGGGUCAGUUAAUAUACAGUGGUGUUCUAUGUGGUGGACAUGGGCAUGUUUGCACAAGAGCAGUUCAAGAAUGAUUAAAAGUUUUUAUAAAAAAAAGAGUUUCGGUUUUGUUCAAAGUUAAGGUUUUGCAUGGCUGUGUUUUUGUUGUUGAUCAUUGGACCAAUAGAAGUCUUUAGAAGUGCCUGUUUUUAUUUUGAAAAUGCCAUUUUCAUAUCGGGUCAUCAAGUCUAUUCAACACAUCCUGUUAGUUAAGAAGUAAUCUCAUUUUGAAAUUUAUCAUUAUAGAGUAGUUUAGUCAUCUAUAAUUUUAUAUACUUUAUUAAAAUAUCUACACAUAUUAAAAAUAAGCUCUUGCAGUGUCUUUAACUUGUAAUACAACAGUAAUUGUGCCUCACAUUAAAAGUUGUUUGUGGCAAUGUAAAUAUCUGGCUCCCCACCUAUCAAAAGGUCAGAUUGGGAUUACCAGUAAAUGAUCUAAUUAUCAACCUAACCCUUAG